Molecule: messenger RNA, 1547 nt
Organism: Pseudo-nitzschia multistriata
Lineage: Eukaryota; Bacillariophyta; Bacillariophyceae; Bacillariales; Bacillariaceae
Source: the annotation of a GenBank genome assembly
CGACACAAAUACCAACGGCAAGGCCAGCGAAACGAGAGCAGCAACACAGGCAUAACAGAACACAACACAACACAACACAACACAACAUAGCAUGACCUUCGUCCUUUCUCGACCCCAAGAGGACAAUAUUCUUUGUACCGCGGAACACGAACAGGAAAUGGUUGGACUCGUUGCAAACCUCGGCGGCAACCGCAACGCAAUGACCAACCGGGGCGGCGGAAGUGGCCAGAGCACCGGGGGCAGCAACGCCAACAGCCACAACGCCAACGUGAACGCCAACGCGAACCAGCAACACGGCCACACACCCAACCCCUACUCCGUUGCGCCAACCCUCGCCCUCUACCGCACCCGCACCCGGAGCCGCCCCGAGCACCGGAGGGGGAAACCCCACGAAGUCCUGGCGCUCAUGAGAACCCUCAAACACCGCCCCUGGUGCGCGGUGGCGCUGGUGGUGGGGCUGCUGGCGACCGUCGCCUUUGUCCCGGCGCUGCUCUCKCCGGCAGCGGCACCGGCACCGGCGGCCCCCCAAGGCGGAGGCACCGCCGGAAGCAUCCCCCCGCACAAACCCGGGCCCACCGGGGCCGGCCGGGGCCCUUCGUUGCUCGCGCGAAGGGAGGGGUCGGUCCGGCUGGGCCGCGGCGGUGGCGGCCGCUCGAUCGGGUACACCCACCAACCGGCAAGCACGAAACACAAAGACAAAGACGACCAGCACCAGCACCAGCACCAGCACCAUUUGGUCCUCCUGCACGGGGCGGCCUUUUCCAGGGCCGACUGGGACUCGUUCGGGAUCCUGGACCUCUUCCGGAAGAAGCACCCCUGGCUGGCCGUGACGGCCCUGGACCUCCCCGUCUCGGCGGGGUACGCCGACCUUUUCGAGGUCCUGGACCUGCUGGCCAAGACGGAGGCAGACGCAGACACGGACGGGGGAGAGGGAGCRGGACCCGUCCUCCGGUCCCUCCCGGUCUCGGCACUGGUCACCCCGUCGGCCUCGGGCAGGACGGUUACCAGCUGGAUCCAAUCGGUGUCGUCGGAUUCGUCGUCGGAUUCGUCGAACGGCGGAGAGAAAGCAGAGRCGCCCACCGACUAUUUCCGCCUCUGGAUCCCCGUGGCGUGCUACUCGGUCCAGAAGUGCACCAAAGGCCAGCUGGAGGGGGCGCUGGCGGAAGGGAAUGGCCCCCUCCGAGGGGACACGGAGGCCCUGCGCGUCCUGGCCAUCUACGGAGACAAGGACCCCAAGGGGAAGACCGUCUCGGAGAAGCUCGGGGAGAGCCUCCCCCGUUCGACCGUCCUGGAGCUCCCCGGUGGCCACCCGGUGUACAGGGACAGCCCCGACGCCUUUGUGGACGCGGUGGCGGCCGAGGUCGCGGGGCUGCCCUGACCGAGGCGCGGGGCGGAGCGGAGCGGGAGCGGGCACUGGUACGGGCCUCGAGCCGAACGGAACGAAACGAAACGAAACGAAACGGAAUAUGCCGGUGCGGAAGGAAUCGACUGCAAGGGAAGACGCAACAACAGCAACGACAACUACACAAUGAAACGAAGGAAAAUCG